AUGGCCACCAUCACUCAGACAAGCCUCAUUGACCAUGAGAAACUACUCAAAAUUAGCAACAAACAGAAACUAUACCCCACCAUAUCGUCCCUCACAAAAGCCAGGGAAAAUGUCGAAGUGCGUGAGGUGUCUGCGAAGACGGAACCGCUGCCUGAUAUCCCACUGCCACCACCAUCCAAGACUCCUACCGAAGUGUUGAAAAUCGAUAGAGAUACUCCAGAUCACCAUGUACCACGUGAUCCGCGGCUCAUAAGGUUGACGGGUGUGCAUCCAUUCAAUGUCGAGCCACCACUAACAACUCUCUUCAAUGAAGGCUUCUUGACGCCUCCCGAAUUAUUCUACGUGCGAAAUCACGGGCCCGUACCGCAAGUUCGUGACAAAGACAUUCCAUCGUGGGAAAUUAGCAUAGAAGGGCUUGUCGAAAAACCAAUUGUUUUAAAUUUCAAGCAGGUGCUCCAAGAAUUCGAUCAAAUCACUGCUCCUGUCACCAUGGUUUGUGCUGGAAAUAGACGUAAGGAACAAAACCAAGUGCGAAAGUCAAAAGGUUUUUCCUGGGGUGCAGCUGGUAUCUCAACAGCUUUAUGGACAGGCCCGAUGAUGGCUGAUAUAAUUAAACGGGCGAAGCCUCUCAGAAAGGCAAAGUAUGUCUGUAUGGAGGGGGCUGAUAAAUUGCCAAAUGGAUAUUAUGGAACUUCGGUGAAACUUAAUUGGGUAUUUGACCCCAAUAGAGGUAUCAUGCUUGCUCAUAGAAUGAACGGAGAGCCCCUCCCUCCGGAUCAUGGCCGGCCAUUGAGAGCCGUAAUACCCGGACAGAUUGGGGGACGAAGUGUAAAGUGGUUGAAGAAAUUGAUUCUGACCGACAAGCCAAGUGAAAACUGGUAUCACAUUAACGAUAACCGAGUUCUACCAACGAUGGUCACGCCUGAGCAAGCUGCCCAAGAACCCAAAUGGUGGACUGAUGAUCGGUAUGCUAUAUACGACUUGAAUGUGAACUCAGUAGCUGCUUUCCCACAACACAAUGAAGAGCUGCAUUUAUCAACCGCUGGUCCUAUCUAUACAGCUAAAGGGUACGCCUAUGGAGGAGGUGGCAGACGGAUAAAUCGUGUUGAAAUUUCAUUAGAUACGGGGAGAUCUUGGCGAUUGGCAAACAUAGAAUACCCCGAGGACAAAUAUCGCGAUUUUGAGUCGACACUAUUCGAGGGUCGAGUUGAUAUGUAUUGGCGAGAAGCCAGCUUCUGCUGGUGCUUCUGGAAUCUCGAAAUCCCAGUAUCAAUUCUGAAAGAGAGCAGUGCAAUCCUAGUGCGGGCGACGGACGAAUCUCUCAAUAUUCAGCCCCGGGAUAUGUACUGGUCGGUUCUCGGAAUGAUGAAUAAUCCCUGGUUCAGAGUCGCCAUUCUGAAGGAAGAUGACGUCCUCAGAUUUGAACACCCAACGCUACCUGCUCUCCAACCCGGUGGCUGGAUGGAUCGAGUCAAGAAGGCUGGCGGAGACCUAACAAAUGGGCAAUGGGGCGAAAAAUCAAAAGAUGACGAAGGUUCAGCCGCCAGCAACCGGCAACCCAUGAAGGAGAUUUCGAUGAAGAAGGACGGUGUUAAUCGCAGUAUCAAUAUUGAGGAAUUGAAAGCCCAUAGCUCGACUGCAGGGGCGUGGUUUGUUGUGAAUGGAGAGGUAUACGAUGGGACCAACUUUCUGGAAGGCCAUCCUGGUGGUGCCCAAAGUAUUGUCUCGGCAGCUGCUACAGAUGCGUCGGAAGAAUUUCUCGCAAUUCACAGCGAAACUGCCAAGGCAAUGAUGUGCUAUUAUCAUAUUGGCACCCUCGACAAGGAAGCCCAGGACAUACUGAAGGAUGAUUCUCAAAAUCAGUCCUCUUCACAAACCCCAGAUGAGAAGUUCCUUCACCCCAAAGUAUGGAAGAAGGCCGAGCUCUGUGCCAAAGAGUCCAUCUCGUGGGAUACUCGCAUAUUCACAUUCAAACUCGAAAACGAAUCCCAAACUCUCGGCCUGCCUACUGGCCAACAUCUGAUGCUGAAACUGAAAGACGGUUCUUCUUCCGAAUCAAUUAUCCGAUCGUACACACCGCUGUCAGAAACAAACCAGAUGGGGACCCUUGAUGUACUCAUCAAAAUCUAUUUCGCGACCGAAACCUCCAAAGGCGGCAAAAUGACCAUGGCGCUCGAUAAACUAAGCAUAGGCGAUACAGUCGACAUCAAAGGACCGAUCGGAAAAUUGACCUAUAUUGGGAACGGCCGGGUUCUGCUGAACGACAAGGAGCGUCAUGUAAAAUCGUUUCGCAUGAUUUGUGGCGGAAGUGGCAUCACGCCUAUCUUCCAGAUUCUGAGAGGUGUAAUGCAAGACACUACUGAUCCUACAGAAUGCGUCGUUCUCGACGGAAACAGACUCGAAGAAGACAUUUUGUGUCGAGAGGAACUCGAUGCGCUUGUAUCUGGAGGCGACCCAAGGUGUACAAUUGUGCAUACUUUGACGAAACCUUCCAGUUCUUGGAAAGGUCUAAAAGGCCGUAUAUCAGAGGGCUUGUUGAAGAAAUAUGUGGUGCCAAGGGAAGAUAGCUUGGUGUUGAUAUGUGGACCGCCUGCGAUGGAAAGCACAGCAAAGGAGAUUUUGUUGGCACAGGGGUGGGAUGAAAAGGACCUUGUUUUCUUUUGA
Molecule: messenger RNA, 2664 nt
Organism: Talaromyces proteolyticus
Lineage: Eukaryota; Fungi; Ascomycota; Eurotiomycetes; Eurotiales; Trichocomaceae
Product: nitrate reductase
Exons: 7
Coding region: 1-2664 (887 amino acids)
Biological process (GO): nitric oxide biosynthetic process; nitrate assimilation
Molecular function (GO): heme binding; nitrate reductase (NADPH) activity; molybdenum ion binding
Source: RefSeq, a predicted model, not a curated record